Messenger RNA from Eruca vesicaria subsp. sativa (arugula), 654 nucleotides. NCBI's taxonomy places the organism in Eukaryota, Viridiplantae, Streptophyta, Magnoliopsida, Brassicales, Brassicaceae. The record is from the annotation of a GenBank genome assembly.
AUGGCGUCUUCAAUUCUUUGCAGCUCUGCUUCGUCGUCGCUGUAUCCCAAAUCAAACUCUGUUUCGGCUAAGUUAUCCUCCAAAGCAAAUGUAUCAGUCCAGUUUCUAGGAAAGGGACAGUCCCCACCACUUCUGUCCUCAACCCCGAGAUUUCUCACCGUAAUCGCCAUGGCUCCACCCAAACCCGGAGGCAAAGCCAAGAAAGUUGUGGGGCUUAUAAAGCUGGCUCUUGAGGCCGGGAAAGCAACUCCAGCGCCACCAGUAGGACCGGCUCUUGGUUCCAAGGGAGUCAACAUUAUGGCUUUCUGCAAGGAUUACAAUGCGAGAACCGCUGAUAAAGCUGGUUAUAUCAUUCCUGUCGAAAUCACUGUCUUCGAUGAUAAGAGCUUCACCUUUAUCCUCAAGACCCCGCCUGCUUCCGUUUUGUUGCUCAAGGCUGCAGGUGUUGACAAGGGAUCGAAAGAUCCAAAGCAAGACAAAGUUGGGACGAUAACAAUUGACCAGCUACGCACAAUCGCAGCAGAGAAGCUCCCUGAUCUGAACUGCACCACCAUUGAAUCCGCUAUGAGAAUCAUUGCAGGAACUGCAGCUAACAUGGGGAUCGACAUAGACCCUCCAGUUCUUGAACCCAAAAAGAAAGCAGUUUUAUUGUAA